CCCAAGUAUCGUCCGGCACGGAGCUGGGCUGGCGGCGGCCCCUGUUGCCAGCUUCCUUUGCGUGAGCCGCGGGGUCCGCGUCUGCGCCCUCCGCCCUUCGCCCUUCGCCCUUCGCCCUUCGCCUCGUCCCGGUCUCCCCGGCCCGGCCCCUGCCCGUCAUGGUGCCGUCGGCGCGCCUGGCGAGGCCCCGCUGAGCCUCGGCCCGGCGGCGAGCGCGGCUCGGGGUCACCAUGCCUACCCGAGUGUGUUGCUGCUGUUCUGCUUUGCGUCCUCGCUACAAGCGCCUGGUGGACAACAUCUUCCCUGAAGACCCAAAAGUAAUUUGAUCUGCAUCUACUGCUCCUUCUCUUUGCUGGCCCAUCCUCCCCCCCGCUGACCUCCCUAAAGGAUGGCCUUGUUAAAGCUGAUAUGGAGAAAUUGACAUUUUAUGCUGUAUCUGCUCCAGAGAAACUGGAUCGAAUUGGUUCUUACCUGGCAGAAAGGUUGAGCAGGGAUGUUGUCAGACAUCGGUCUGGGUAUGUUUUAAUUGCUAUGGAGGCAUUGGACCAACUUCUUAUGGCCUGCCAUUCUCAAAGCAUCAAGCCAUUUGUAGAAAGCUUUCUUCAUAUGGUAGCAAAGCUGCUGGAAUCAGGGGAACCAAAGCUUCAAGUUCUUGGAACAAAUUCUUUUGUCAAAUUUGCAAAUAUUGAAGAAGACACACCGUCCUAUCAUAGACGUUAUGAUUUUUUUGUAUCUCGCUUCAGUGCCAUGUGUCACUCCUGUGAUAGUGAUCCAGAAACACGAACAGAAAUCCGAAUUGCUGGAAUCAGAGGUAUUCAAGGUGUGGUUCGCAAAACAGUUAAUGAUGAACUUCGGGCUACCAUUUGGGAACCCCAGCAUAUGGAUAAAAUUGUUCCAUCCCUGCUGUUUAACAUGCAAAAGAUAGAAGAGGUUGACAGUCGCAUAGGCCCUCCUCCUUCUCCUUCAGCAGCUGACAAAGAAGAGAAUCCCGCCAUGCUGGCUGAAAACUGCUUCAGAGAACUGCUGGGCCGAGCAACUUUUGGGAAUAUGAAUAAUGCUGUGAGACCAGUUUUUGCGCAUUUAGAUCAUCACAGACUAUGGGAUCCCAAUGAAUUUGCAGUUCACUGCUUUAAAAUUAUAAUGUAUUCCAUUCAGGCUCAGUAUUCUCACCAUGUGAUCCAGGAGAUUCUAGGACACCUUGAUGCUCGUAAAAAAGAUUCUCCACGAGUUCGAGCAGGUAUUAUUCAGGUUCUGUUAGAGGCCGUUGCCAUUGCUGCUAAAGGUUCCAUAGGACCCACAGUGCUGGAAGUCUUUAACACCCUACUGAAGCAUCUGCGUCUCAGUGUUGAAUUUGAAGCAAAUGAUUUACAGGGAGGAUCUAUAAGCAGUGCCAACUUAAGCACAAGUUCCAAAGACAGUGAUGAGAAGAUUGUGCAGAAUGCUAUCAUCCAAACAAUAGGAUUUUUUGGAAGUAACCUACCAGAUUAUCAGAGGUCAGAAAUCAUGAUGUUCAUUAUGGGGAAAGUACCCGUCUUUGGAACAUCCACCCAUACUUUGGAUAUCAGUCAACUAGGGGAUUUGGGAACCAGGCGGAUUCAGAUAAUGUUGCUGAGAUCUUUACUUAUGGUAACCUCUGGAUACAAAGCAAAGACAAUAGUUACUGCACUGCCGGGGUCUUUUCUGGAUCCUUUGUUAUCACCAUCCCUCAUGGAAGACUAUGAACUGAGACAGUUAGUCUUGGAAGUAAUGCAUAAUCUCAUGGAUCGCCAUGACAAUAGGGCAAAGCUUCGAGGGAUCAGAAUAAUACCAGAUGUGGCUGACCUAAAAAUAAAAAGAGAAAAAAUUUGUAGACAAGACACAAGUUUCAUGAAAAAGAAUGGGCAACAACUAUAUCGGCACAUAUAUUUGGGCUGUAAAGAAGAAGACAAUGUUCAGAAAAACUAUGAGCUACUUUAUACUUCUCUUGCUCUUAUAACUAUUGAACUGGCCAAUGAAGAAGUGGUUAUUGAUCUCAUUCGAUUAGCCAUUGCUUUACAGGACAGUGCAAUUAUCAAUGAGGAUAAUUUGCCAAUGUUCCAUCGUUGUGGAAUCAUGGCGCUGGUUGCUGCAUACCUCAACUUUGUAAGUCAGAUGAUAGCUGUCCCUGCGUUUUGCCAGCAUGUUAGCAAGGUUAUUGAAAUCCGAACUAUGGAAGCCCCUUAUUUUCUACCAGAGCAUAUUUUCAGAGAUAAGUGCAUGCUUCCAAAAUCUUUAGAGAAGCAUGACAAAAACUUGUACUUUUUGACCAACAAGAUUGCAGAGUCACUAGGUGGCAGUGGCUAUAGUGUUGAGAGAUUGUCAGUACCGUACGUACCACAAGUAACAGAUGAAGAUCGACUUUCUAGAAGGAAAAGUAUUGUGGACACCGUAUCCAUUCAGGUGGAUAUCUUACCCAACAGCAUUCCUUCAGAUGAUGUGGUUAGUAACACUGAAGAAAUCACCUUUGAGGCGUUAAAGAAAGCAAUUGAUACCAGUGGAAUGGAAGAACAGGAAAAGGAGAAGAGGCGUCUAGUAAUAGAGAAAUUCCAGAAAGCACCUUUUGAGGAAAUAGCAGCACAGUGUGAAUCCAAAGCAAAUUUGCUUCAUGAUAGACUUGCUCAAAUAUUGGAACUCACCAUACGCCCUCCUCCCAGUCCAUCAGGAACACUGACCAUUACUUCUGGGCACGCCCAAUACCAGUCUGUCCCAGUCUACGAGAUGAAGUUUCCAGAUCUGUGUGUGUACUGAGUGGCUCACGAAGACCUCAGCAUAAAGCCUAAAACUUAGGGCCAAGCUGAGUUUUCAGGGUUUACUUAAUGUGUGUUAACAUACUUCUUGAAAAUUAUGAUGGAAUUUAUCUUUAACAGAAUGCUUGGCAUAUCAGAUUAGAUAUUUUGCAGCUAUAUUAUAUGAUUUAGAGUACUUUUGAAGAUAGGUUUAUGCCAUGUUAAUUUUUUUUUUUGAGGUUCCUGAUGGCUUUUAAAAUUGAACGUAUAUUGGUCUCACAUUAAUUGUUAAAUAGUAUAUUUAAAAAUUUUCACAAACAUGUAAUUUAAAAAAAAAUUAAGCCUUCAGAGGGUUGAAGAUGUAUGAAGUGUCUACUGUAUUUCUUAGACAUCUACGCAACUGCUUAAAAUUAGAAUUGCUGUUGUUUUUCUUUAUCUGCGAAAGCAAAAACAUACAAAUAUAUUCCUAAUCCUGGAGCUGCAAAACUGUUCUGUGGCUCUUUGUCCCCAUGUUGUAGAUGUCGUGGUGGGCAUCCCUCUGUUCGUUCACUGUAACAAUAUGUGACAGUCACUCCUCAACUUGUUUGUGGAAAUGACAUUUACUGAGUAAUAUUGCUAGAAUAUGACCCUAAAAUCUCCGACUUUAAAGUGUCUAGUUCUUGUAAUACUGUGUUUUCUGCCAAAAGUUUGACCGUUCUACUUGAGAGGUCUUAGAGCUUGCUCUUGGAGUACUGAACUGUGCAAUAUUUUUUACAUCAUUAGAUGUAUUAGUUUACAGAUGAUGCUUUGAAAUUAUAGUAGCAUUUUGCUGUGGCCCCAUUAAUUAAAUGAGCUAUUAUUUAGUACAGGAAAAAAAGACGCUUAAAACAGCUACGAGUUCACCUGUGAAGAGCGUGUACGUUUUGAUUUCUGUUGAGAGCAUAUUAAUUUACAUUUUAAUAUUGUGCGGUUUUUAAAUCCUCAUAGUCAAAAAAUGCCCCAAAUGGACUUUCAGUUUGUAAGAUUUGACCUGCACCUUGUAUGCAUCUCUGUUUAGGAUUUGUGAUAUUACAUUUGAAAAGAGUGCCUAUGGGUUUAGCAAUCAAGUGUGCUACAGAUCGCCAAUUUAAGCUUGUGUUGAUUUAAGCUACCAAGAUUACAUGUGCUGACAGACUUAAAUUCUUAAAAUUGUGUACAUUUUAGUGAAUUCCAUCACAUGGCAAAAAUGAACAAUUUUCUUUGCAACUCAUAAAAUUCUUUUAGGACAUUUUUAUAAAAUAAUCCGUUUAUAAUUCUACUACCUUUUCAGAUUUGAUUCCCUUUUACAUAAAACAAUAUACAUAUCAAAAAUUGUAACCCAAAAAACAAUUGCAUUAUUAGCUUUAGAUUUUGUUUGAAAAAUUGCAGUGAAGAAAGGCAUGUUAUUACUUGGUGUUUACAAUUAUUUGGGCACCUUUAGUAGAAACAAAAAAGUGAGGAAGUAAUAAUAGAACAAGCAUACUCAAAAUUUUUUUGAAUAUUUAAACCAAAGUACAGCAUCUUGAAACAUCCUGCAGAAGAUCCUAGUCUUUUUAAACCUAUUAAAUGAUACUCAAGCAUCCUGGGUGGUUUACUCACUGUAGAUAAACAAGGCAUUGUUUUCCAAGUGAUAGUGCAGUCACCACCUGGGGGGUUAAAUGGCCCCAUUGCAGCUGUCACUGUAACUUUACCUCUUGACCAGGUAAAAUGUUUCACCAUCUAAUAGGCCAAGUUUUAUGUUUUUUUAAUUUCCCUUUUUUUCUUCUGUAUUUCUAAAGAAAGAUUGUGUAAAAAUCUAAGCAGGGGGACAUGCAAAAACAAUCAUCAUCCACUUGGAUGUCAUUUUAUAGAUUAACACUGUGUGCUUUUGUAUGAAAAAAUAUAUAUAAUUUAAUAGUAUAAGAAAAGAAGAUAUAUAUUCAUUUGCACUCAUGCAAAACAAACUUUGCUCUACAAAAUUUCAUGUUUCUCUGUGAUUUAAAAAUGCAUGUAUAGCAUGUAAAGGAAGACCAUUUCAGUUAAUGUUUAUCACACCUCUCUUUUGGUCUGUUUUGUAAACUGUAGAUUUGGGUUUUGGGGGAUUUUUUUUCCUGUAGUAGUUGUUUUUAAAUCACAGUAGACUUCUGUAUAUCCUAGAUUACUGAACUGGUCUUGUUAACAACGAUUCCCAAGAAAUGAGGGGUCUUUUCUUAGGCUUUCUGUCCCUUCCAGGAGAUUGCAGGAGAUCCUGCACGUCAUAGGUAUGCCUACUAUAUUACAGCCAGUUUGGAUACUGAAAGUUUAGGAUGUGUUGAAAUUCACUGUAUUGCUAUAUUUUUGUAGAUAUUUAAAACUCUUAAUAAAAACUGUUAAUCAUUCUCUUUUCGCUGUAUACUGUUGCUUAUAUCAUUCAUUUUUUUCCUUGACAUUGAAUAGUUAACAUUGAAAUGUUUCUCCUAUACUUGUGUUGUCUUUGCUUAUACAGUCAUUGGAGUUAACCUAAACACACACACACUUCCUUAAUACUUCUGAACUCAUUAUCUUUUAGAAUCAUAAUACUGUACUUAACCAGCAGUUAACUUCCCCUUCCUCACAAUAUCUCUUUUCUUCCUUUCUGAAAAUGGUACUAAUUUGUUUUAUUCAUACCAAUAUAUGUACUAAAUGUAAUGAAUUGAGUUUUUUGAGAUGUAACAAUUCACUGUGCAAUUCAUAUGUAAGCAAUAAAACAAAAUCAAAUUA
Molecule: messenger RNA, 5459 nt
Organism: Balaenoptera acutorostrata (minke whale)
Lineage: Eukaryota; Metazoa; Chordata; Mammalia; Artiodactyla; Balaenopteridae
Gene: EFR3A
Product: EFR3 homolog A
Exons: 23
Coding region: 409-2766 (785 amino acids)
Biological process (GO): protein localization to plasma membrane
Cellular component (GO): plasma membrane
Source: RefSeq, a predicted model, not a curated record